Molecule: messenger RNA, 1222 nt
Organism: Talaromyces stipitatus ATCC 10500
Lineage: Eukaryota; Fungi; Ascomycota; Eurotiomycetes; Eurotiales; Trichocomaceae
Exons: 2
Coding region: 1-1008 (335 amino acids)
Source: RefSeq, a predicted model, not a curated record
AUGCAGGACUACAGAGCAAUUGUGUUGCUCACUCUAGUUCUUCAUGGCCUAUCAGUAUAUGCCAAUCCAUGGCUGGCUAGCAAUCUCGAUUUACCCUUGAGACUACGGAGAUCAGACCGGCCAUUGAUACAACGUCGCACCUCAAUCGACCUGGCAAGCCAUGACAACGAUACAGAGAUCAAAUCAAAUAUUGUCAGUAUACCCACCGAGAAGCUAUUUGCACGAGCUGAAGCCGCUGCUGUACCAACCUUUGACGAAGCGGCUUUCAACCAGAGCGUCAUGACUGCAUGUACCAGUGCUGUCGAUAGCUACGUAGAAGCAAAUAACCCCAGUGGCAUGGUUGCGUGUUACAAUAUCGCAAUCUUUGACAACGCUACUGGUGUUUUUCAGACCGAUGUGCGUUUAUAUCAGAAAUCCACCCCUACUGGGUCAUUUGAGGGAUUGACUCCGGCCGACAUAAAAAUGUCAUUUUCGAUUCCGCAAGCAACUGUUUCGAAGCCGAUGUUGAUGGUUUCAAAUGGAACUGUUACCGCCGAUACCACCGCAGCUGGUCAAUUUGUGAUGGGAUUUCAGAACAUUGGUCAAUUGAGUAAGAGUCUGAUAUUCUCGAAGCUUAGCGUCGGAGAUCUCCGUAUCCUCAUGAUCCCAACGAUAUCUCUCGGGGCUAAUCUUCAGUCUGGUGGCGUUGUCAACACAACACUUUCCUCCGACACACUCUCCUACGUGGCCGGUGUACUCGUCGAAGACAACGGCACACCAACAAACAUCACAGCUCCACAGGCACUCAGUCUCGCGAGCCCAAUUGUUGCUUCGGCAUCAGUGUUUGUUCUUCCAGGAACGACAAUCAAGAUUGCUCCCGUGGGCUUGAUCGUCACUUGUAUCUGGUCGGGUCUAUUGAUGUUAGCUGUUGGAGCUGGUACUGUUGGACGAUAUCAGUUUCGCGUUCAUUACAGGCAACGACUCCAACGUGCAACUGCAAUUAACAAGACUAUUCCCUGGAGCAACUAGUCCGAUUCUUUUUAUUUUUUUUGAAUUUUACUGUUUGCGAUUCAGCUUUGUCACAUUUUGAUACCUCAUUUGUACUAGAUCCAUUCAUAGGUUUGAUGCUUGUUUGGUAUACGGUCUGCCGUCUUGACUUCCUCGGUUCCUGGCGAACUUGAGAUAAUGAUCUAUGAUUUUGAUUCACUUCUAGAUAGCUUCUUUUAGUAUAUAGAACCAUGAA